GCACGCCGCUCGAGGUCCAGGCACCCGGGAGGAGAUGCCGGGCCAGGGUCCGGUGUCCGACUGGACAGAAUGCAGCUCUUCUGCAGAGCCUCCCGCAGUGGCCAGAACCGAGGGUGGCGGCGGCGGAUCACCUGGACUUUCUUAUUAUCAGAAUUCCAAAGGUAUUGACAGAAUCAAAGACGGACCCAACACACACAUAGCCAAGCUGCAAGAGUUAUGGAAAACUCCUCAAAUUCAAGCAAUUAACAUCCCUAAAUCAAUGACAGAUGCGUCUUUUCUAAAGCAGCCAGACUUCACCUUAGGCCAGAAGCGUUAUCUGUGCAGCAUUGCUAAGAUCUAUAAUGCAAACUACCUGCGGAUAUUAAUGAAGAAGCAGUAUAUGCAUGUGAUCCAGCGCAACUCACAAAAGCCAGGUAUCUUCACUCAUCACAGAAGCCGCCUCAUUUCUCGUCACUCACAAAAGCAGCAUUACCCCUGCACCACAUGGCGACACCAGUUGGAGAGAGUGGACUUGGGGCCUUCUAACAUCGCAGCUGCACCUGCACCUGAAAUGAUCCUGCAACAUUCACUCUGGCGACCAGUGAGGAACAAAGAAGGUUUAAAAACUGGAUAUGCAUCCAAAACAAGAUGUAAGUCACUGAAGAUUUUUAGAAAACCAGGCAGACUGUUCAUGCAAUCAGUUUCUACAAAUGAUUCUGAAUCCUACAUGAAUGAAGAAAAAAAGGAAGAAGAUUUACUAAAUAAGUAUAUGCAAUCAAUGUCAAUUGAAGAACAAGAACAUGUGAUGUUAACUUGACAAUCUUGUCUUGUGAGUCAAUGAGGUGCCAAAGGUGGGGGGUUGGGGUUGUGAAUUGUGUCCUCUCUCUACAUUUAGGAUAGUAUUGUUAUUCACCAGUAAGUCAUUAAGUAAUUUUAGUUUGUUCAGAAACUUUUACAACAGUGUAAUUGGUUUGAUGUAGUUCCAUGUGCUAAUUGAUACUUGUGUAAUAAAAUUUAUGUGUAAUAUUUGCUUGUAUUUCUAGCUAGAUACAAUUAAAAAUUUUCUUGUGGCUUAAAA
Lynx canadensis (Canada lynx) is the source of this 1057-nucleotide messenger RNA. It is a transcript of the gene FAM216A, whose product is annotated as family with sequence similarity 216 member A. Bases 35 to 796 code for a protein of 253 amino acids. The transcript has 7 exons. Lineage: Eukaryota; Metazoa; Chordata; Mammalia; Carnivora; Felidae. The record is from RefSeq and is a predicted model, not a curated record.